CACCCUCUUUACAAAAUCCUCCAUCAUAGCCAAAUGCCACUCUUGCUGCAGACAAGGACACUACAGGGCAUCAGGAGACUGGAGGAGGCACAGACACCAUGGCAACUACCUCAACUCAGAAUGUGGAGUUUGUGCGGACCGGCUAUGGCAAGAAUCUGGUCAAGGUGCUGUUUAUCAGACGAGAAGGAACUCACCACUACAUCACUGAGCUGACGGCUAAUGUGGAGCUCACCCUCAAGUCCCGCAAGGACUACUUGACCGGUGACAACUCGGACAUCAUCCCUACUGACACUGUCAAGAACACUGUCCAUGCACUGGCUAAGCUGAAGGGAGUUUUGACCAUAGAGCAGUUCGCCAUGGACAUCUGCAAACAUUUCCUGACAGCUUUCAAACAUGUGACCAGGGUAAACGUGAAGAUUGAGGAGGCACCAUGGAGGAGACUGGAGAAGAAUGGUGUUGAGCAUGUACAUGCAUUCAUCUACAGCCCUGAAUCCUGGCGCUUCUGUGAAGUCGAACAGAAUCAUAAUGAGAGCCCUAUUCUUCACAGUGGCGUGAAAAACAUGAAGGUGCUGAAGACCACUCAGUCUGGCUUUGAGGGCUUCUUCCGAGACCGCUUCACCACUCUACAGGAGGCCAAGGACAGGUGUUUCUGUACCUCUGUCUACGCCAGGUGGCGCUACAACAAGGUCCAAAAUGUCAACUUUGACAGUGCAUGGAACUCUGUCAAGGAGACAAUAAUUGAGAAGUUUGCUGGCCCAUACGAUCGUGGAGAGUACUCUCCCUCUGUGCAGAAAACCCUCUACGACACACAGGUCAUAGUCCUGGAUAGGGUGCCUGAGAUUGAAGAGAUUGAGAUAGUCAUGCCUAACCAACAUUAUUUCACCAUUGACAUGACGAAAAUGGGUCUCACCAAUAACAAUGAAGUUCUUCUGCCAUUGGACAAUCCUUCAGGGAACAUCAUGGGCACAGUACGCAGGAAGCUGCAAGCAAAGCUAUGAAAAGGAACACAAAGCUACCCGAAAAGACUUUAAUCAAAGUGAGAACAAAAUGAUAAUUAAUGUCCCAUCGGUUAAGGUCUCUCCAAACACAACAUACUGAUCAAUCUACAAGGUUGUGUUCAUUAGGAACGAAACAGAAAGCAAAACAAACUGAAACGGGGAGGUCUAACCUGUCCUCUGUUGCAAAUGUAUUUCCAUUGCGUGCCCGUUAAGUGAAGUAAAACAUGUACAAAGCUGUAUCCUUGCUAACAAUAUUACUUCCCUGAAAUUACAAACAGACAAGUUUGUUCAUAUUCUCCAUUUAAGAAUUUAAAGUGUAGAAAGUGAUUCACCGCACAUGGUAAAUCUUAUCCUAAAGACGAGUCAAGGUGAAACUUUUGGUUUACACUAAUUGCAAUUGAUCAAAUAAUUGUGUGUGCAAUUACAUAGAAUUCAUAUUUUAUGAGACAACAAAUAUAAAUAUACAGUUGAAGUCAGAAGUUUACAUACACUUUAGCGAAAUACAUUUAAACUCAGUUUUUCACAAUUCCUGACAUUUAUAAAAUCCCUGUUGUAGGUCAGUUAGGAACACCACUUUAUUUUAAGAAUGUGAAAUGUCAGAAUAACAAGCUUCCCACAAUAAGAUGGGUGAAUUUUGGCCAAUUCCUCCUGACAGAGCUGGUGGAACUGAGUCAGGUUUGUAGGCCUCCUUGCUCGCACACACUUUUUCAAAUUGUCUAUAGGAUUGAGGUCAGGGCUUUGUGAUGGCCACUCCAAUAUCUUGACUUUGUUGUCCUUAAGCCAUUUUACCACAACUUUGGAAGUAUGCUUGGGGUCAUUGUCUAUUUGGAAGACCCAUUUGCGACCAAGCUUUAACUUCCUGUCUGAUUCCUUGAGAUGUUGCUUCAAUAUAUCCACGUAAUUUUCCUCCCUCAUGAUUCUAUCUAUUUUGUGAAGUGCACCAGUUCCUCCUGCAGCAAAGCAACCCCACAACAUGAUGCUGCCACCCCCAUGCUUCCCGGUUGGGAUGAUGUUUUUUCGGCUCGCAAGCCUCCCCCUUUUUCCUCCAACAUAACAAUGGUCAUUAUGGCCAAACAGUUCUAUUUUUGUUUCAUCAGACCAGAGGACAUUUCUCCAAAAAGUACAAUUUUUGUCCCCCUGUGCAGUUGCAAACUGUAGUUUGGCUUUUUUAUGACGGUUUUGGAGCAGUGGCAUCUUCCUUGCUGAGUGUCCUUUCAGGUUAUGUCGAUAUAGGACUCGUUUAACUGUGGACAUAGAUACUUUUGUACCUGUUUCCUACAGCAUCUUCACAAGGUCCUUUGCUGUUGUUCUGGGAUUGAUGUGCACUUUUUGCACCAAAGUACAUUCAUCUCUAGGAGACAGAACGCUACUCCUUCGUGAGCGGUAUGAUGGCUGCGUGGUCCCAUGGUGUUUAUACUUUUGUUUGUACAGAUGAACGCCGUACCUUCAGGCAUUUGAAAAUUGCUCCCAAGGAUGAACCAGACUUGUGGAGGUCUACCAUUUUUUUCCUGAGGUCUUGGCUGAUUUCUUUUAAUUUUCCCAUGAUGCCAAGCAAAGAGGCACUAAGUUUGAAGGUAGGUAUUGAAAUACAUCCACAGGUACACCUCCAAUUGACUCAAAUGAUGUCAAUUAGCCUAUCAGAAGCUUCUAAACCCAUGACGUAAUUUUCUGGAAUUUUCCAAGCUGUUUAAAGGCACAGUCAACUGGAAUUAAUUGUGAUACAGUGAGUUAUAAGUGAGGAAAUCUGUCUGUAAACAAUUGUUGGAAAAAUUACAUUAGUCCUAAACAAAGUAGAUGUCCUAACCGACUUGCCAAAACUAUAGUUUCUUAACAAGAAAUUUGUGGAGUGGUUGAAAAACAAGUUUUAAUGACUCCAACCUAAGUGUAUGUACACUUCCGACGUCAACUGUACAACAAAUGUAUAUCAUUUCUGCUCUGUAUGCAAUUGUAUCUCUUUAAACUUUUUGGAUUGUUGUAACACAGGGCACCAUUGAAAAAGAGACCUUGUUCUAAAUUGGUACUUUCUGUAUAAAUAAAGGUAAAGAAAAAGGAGUGCAACAUCAUGGCAACACACUUUUUGAAAUAAACAUGUUUAUUAAUAUAAUAAAUCUAUGUAGAAAAUAAAGACCUGCAAUAUUUUGCAGGUGCAUAGCAUUUACCGCUACAACAUAUUUAAAUUGGAGUUUAAAUGGAAAAAUCAAAGUAAUGUAACUAACUACUACAGAAAAAAUAAAGCUGUUGAAUAAACAAAUCAACUACCACA
Molecule: messenger RNA, 3261 nt
Organism: Oncorhynchus masou masou (cherry salmon)
Lineage: Eukaryota; Metazoa; Chordata; Actinopteri; Salmoniformes; Salmonidae
Gene: uox
Product: urate oxidase
Exons: 8
Coding region: 99-998 (299 amino acids)
Biological process (GO): urate catabolic process; purine nucleobase catabolic process
Cellular component (GO): peroxisome
Molecular function (GO): urate oxidase activity
Source: RefSeq, a predicted model, not a curated record